GGUCGGGGGGAGGAAAUGGAGCAGCUGCUGGGAGCUCAGCAGCAGCAACAGCGGCAGCAGCAUCACCAGCCCCAUCGUUCUUCCCUAUCCCCACGGACCCCGACCCGGCCGCAUCUCCAGCACAUCCCCUCCAACAGGUUCCGGGAUCACCACCACCCGCAGCCCCACGCCGGUCUCAGGAUCCUCCGCAUCACCAUCACCCCGCCCUUCUUCCUCCUCCUCCUCGCCGCCGUCUACCUCCUCGCCUCCUUCACCAUCCUCUCCGCGCCCGCCGCCUCGCUCCGCCCCGCCAACAACCCCAACAGGCUCAUCGUCCCCAUGCCGCCGCCUUCCCCGGGCCUUUUCGACCUCGACAACGGCAGGAUUCUCGCCAGGAUCAGCAAUGUCGGCGCCACCGUGACCUCGCUGCUCGUCCCGGACAAGAAAGGGGUUCUUGCUGAUGUGGUGCUUGGAUUCGACUCCCUGGAUCCAUAUCUGAAUGGAACCUCGCCUUACUUUGGCUGCAUUGUUGGGCGAGUUGCAAAUAGAAUCAAGGAUGGAAAGUUUACUUUAAAUGGUGUGCAGCAUAGUCUGUCCAUCAACAGUCCACCGAAUACUCUUCAUGGUGGAUUUAAAGGGUUUGACAAAGUUAUAUGGGAAGUGACUGAAUAUAACAAAGGGAAGACCCCAUCAAUCACCUUGAAAUACUACAGUAAAGAUGGAGAGGAAGGUUUCCCAGGCAAUGUUUCUGUUACUGCCAGGUAUUCUCUUGUAUCAAGCAUGGCGCUGAAGCUAGAGAUGGAGGCUGUGCCUUUGAACAAGGCCACACCCAUCAGUUUAGCACAACACACCUACUGGAAUCUGGCAGGCCACAGCUCAGGAGAUGUGCUUGCACAUUCUCUCCAGAUUCAGGGAUCUCAAAUAACUCCAGUAGAUGAAACCUCAAUACCCACAGGGGAGUUUAUGCCAGUGAGUGGCACACCCUUUGACUUUCUGACAGAGAAUGAGAUCGGUGGCAGGAUUGAUCAAGUCCCUGGUGGUUAUGACCACAACUAUGUGCUUGAUUCUGGGGAAGUGAGGUCAGGCUUGCAGCACGUGGCUAAGGUGACAGACCCUUCAAGCCUUAGGGUCCUAAACAUUUGGUCAGAUGCUCCUGGGGUGCAGUUCUACACUGGUAAUUUUAUUAAUGGUGUAGUGGGAAAAGGAGGUGCUGUCUAUGGGAAGCACGCCGGCCUCUGCCUCGAGACGCAAGGCUUUCCAAAUGCCGUCAACCAACCUAAUUUUCCAUCAGUUGUAGUUCAUCCUGGUGAGAAGUACAUUCAUACAAUGUUGUUUGACUUCUCUACCAGGUGAAGCAGCUCCUGUAGAGAUACACCCUUUUCUUUUUCUUGUCUUUAGUUAUAAACUGCAAUGUAGCAGUAGUUAUUUUGAUUUCUGACAGGGUUAGACAACAGAAUGUAACAAAAUUAGGGAGGAAGGUAGCAAAUAUUGAACAGAAGACUAUUCCUUGCGACUGCACUGCUGUGAAUUGGCGAAACUUAUACUGGAUUAGCAAAUUCUAGCAUGGAGUAGGUAAGAAAUGAGACAGAGCAGUGUACAGUUUGGUAACCAAACCUAAUAGUAUUGUUUGGCUUAUUGCCUUGCUUGAAACGAUAAUAUUUCUACUUUUUGGAUAA
Messenger RNA from Lolium rigidum, 1655 nucleotides. Its product is annotated as galactose mutarotase-like. The record is from RefSeq and is a predicted model, not a curated record. Gene Ontology annotation, biological process: glucose metabolic process; beta-D-galactose catabolic process via UDP-galactose, Leloir pathway. The transcript has 5 exons. Bases 16 to 1332 code for a protein of 438 amino acids. NCBI's taxonomy places the organism in Eukaryota, Viridiplantae, Streptophyta, Magnoliopsida, Poales, Poaceae. Gene Ontology annotation, molecular function: carbohydrate binding; aldose 1-epimerase activity.